AUGACUGAUGCAUGGACAAAUAAGAAGGGCAGGGGAGUUAUGAAUUUAGUUGUGCACAGUGCUCAUGGUGUUUGCUUCAUUGAUUCGGUGGACUGCUCCGGUGACAGAAAAGAUGGCAAAUACAUAUUUGACUUGGUGGACAAAUGCAUAGAAGAAAUAGGUGAAGAAAAUGUUGUGCAAGUGGUGACAGAUAAUGCUAGUGUGAAUGUAUCAGCAGUUAGUAUGCUAACAGCAAAGAGACCAUCCAUAUUUUGGAAUGGAUGUGCUGCUCACUGCCUAGAUCUCAUGCUAGAGGAUCUUGGGAAGCUUGGACCAGUUGCAAAAACUAUUUCAAGUGCAAGAGAAGUGACUAGCUUCUUGUAUGCUCACACAAGGGUAUUGGAUUUGAUGAGGAAAUUUCUUGGGAAGGACUUGGUUCGCUCUGGUGUUACUCGGUUUGCCACUGCUUACUUAAAUCUGAAAAGUUUGCUAGACAACAAGAAGGAGUUGACAAGGCUCUUCGGAUCAGAUGAGAUGAAUGAACUAGGUUCAUACUUGACAAAGGCAAAGGGGAAAAAAGCACUCAAAGUGGUGCGAUCUGAAGUUUUUUGGAAACAUGUUGACAUGGCUGUUAAUUUCUUCGAGCCAAUGGCUAAUGUGCUUCGCAGAAUGGACAGUGAUGUUCCUGCAAUGGGAUUCUUCCAUGGAUUAAUGCUUGAUGCAAAGAAACAUAUUGCUGUGAGGUUUGAUAAUGAUGAGAGCAAGUACAAAGUUGCUUGGGACAUCAUUGAUAAAAGGUGGGACAGCAAGCUCAAGACUCCUCUCCACUUGGCUGGCUACUAUUUGAAUCCUCACUAUUAUUACCCAAACAAGUCAGAGAUUGAGCAUGAUGGAUCAUUUAGAGCUGCUGUUAUUACAUGCAUUUGCAAGAUGAUUGAGGACGAAGAAACCCAAGACACUCUAAUUGAAGAACUCAACAUGUAUCAAGACCAGCAAGGAUCUUUCGGCCAUGAGAUUGCUAUAAGGCAAAGGAGAAACAAGAAUUUUAAUCCAGCUUGUGAGAGGAACUGGUCAGCUUUCGAAGAGGUUCAUACAAAGAAGCGCAAUAGGCUGCUGCAUGAUAGGAUGAGGGAUCUUGUGUUUGUGAAAUUCAACUCUAAACUAAGGAACAAGAGAGAGAACAAAAACAGAGAUCCCAUAGAGAAAGAAGUAGAUGAUGUUCUUGCUGAUUAUGAAAAUGAGUUCAUCAUUGGGAAAGAACCACCUGCAGAAGCUGAUGAAGAACAAGAGAAAGCUCAUGAAGAUGCAUCGGAAGAGGCACCAAACAGGGCAUCAUCAUCACAGGGACAAGCCAAAAGGAAGAGGAGUUCUCGGCCUAGGAAGAAAAUCAAGACCGUGAGCCUGCAGUCCUUGAUGGCUAUGCGUGUUGAAACAAUGCCGCAAGCUGCUUCUUCUUCUGAAUCGGAGUCUGAUAAGUCUCCUUCAGAUUCUGGAGAAGAAUAG
Molecule: messenger RNA, 1482 nt
Organism: Aegilops tauschii subsp. strangulata
Lineage: Eukaryota; Viridiplantae; Streptophyta; Magnoliopsida; Poales; Poaceae
Source: RefSeq, a predicted model, not a curated record